CAUUUUCGCUUCUCUUAUAGUUGCGCAAGUAAAACUCAUCCUCUCUCUCUCUCUCUCUAUCUAAUACUUUUCUUUGCUUCUCAAAACCCACAGAAUUUCAAGAAAAACCAUGUCUUCCCCGAGCAAACGCCGAGAGAUGGACUUGAUGAAACUGAUGAUGAGUGAUUACAAGGUGGAGAUGAUCAAUGAUGGGAUGCAAGAAUUCUAUGUACAUUUCCAUGGACCCAGUGACAGUCCUUAUCAAGGAGGUGUGUGGAGGAUAAGGGUUGAGCUUCCUGAUGCUUAUCCCUAUAAAUCUCCAUCAGUAGGCUUUAUUAAUAAGAUCUACCACCCAAAUGUUGAUGAAAUGUCAGGCUCGGUGUGCUUAGAUGUUAUCAAUCAGACCUGGAGCCCUAUGUUUGAUCUGGUAAAUGUAUUCGAAGUGUUCCUUCCACAACUUCUGUUGUAUCCUAACCCAUCAGACCCGUUGAAUGGGGAGGCUGCAGCUCUCAUGAUGCGUGACAAAACUGCUUAUGAGCAAAGAGUUAAAGAAUUCUGUCAGAAAUAUGCGAAACCAGAAGACGUGGGAGCUGCUCCAGAAGAGAAAUCUAGUGAUGACGAGGAGAUGAGUGAAGACGAGUACGAAUCUAGCGAUGAGGCAAUGGCAGGGCCUGUGGAUCCGUAGCCUCUCUGCUUCUCUCAAGUGUUUGUAUAUGUACAUGAUGUUUCAGUUUCUGUACCUAGACUCUGCAUAAAGAAACUAUUUAUUGGGGAGGGGUGAAAAAAGAACAUCUCUGCCUCUUCUAUUAGUUUCCUUUGUCUCUGUAAAUCGAUGUGUUGUUGGUUUUAUGUUGAAAUUAUUUGUUGGCUGUUUGUCA
Molecule: messenger RNA, 857 nt
Organism: Camellia sinensis
Lineage: Eukaryota; Viridiplantae; Streptophyta; Magnoliopsida; Ericales; Theaceae
Source: RefSeq, a predicted model, not a curated record